UGUGAUUACACUGGGUAUAUUGUUCUUGUGUGUAAUAGGCUGGUAGAGUUUGAAACUUAAAUGCUCCUUCCUGAAGUUUGUGCAAUAAUCUAUGGAGAUUUGUAGUUCUUUGUUGUUAAAUGAAAUGUUAAAACUAAUUGAAAGUACUGUAUAUUAUUACAAAUUUAUACAUUUAAUUUAGUUAGUAGUAGUAGUGUAGUAUCUUAUUCUUCAAUUUCGCUGCUAUCUACUAUAAAUUACAAAUUUUUUUGCAUUUAAUUUAGUUAGUAGUAGUAGAGUAGGUUCUUAUUCUUCAAUUUCACGUGAAGAGGAGGGGCAUGGAUGCCCCGGUCCGUAGGUGUGAGAGGCUAGCGUUGGAUGGUUUUAGACGGGGUAGAGGUAGACCGAAGAAGUACUGGGGUGAGGUGAUUAGGCGGGACAUGGAACAGUUACAGCUCACCGAGGACAUGACCCUAGAUAGGAAGGUCUGGAAGAUGCGAAUUACGGCAGAGGAUUAGGGCCAGUUCGGGUCGCUAGUGUAGGGAAUUAAUUGGUGGGGGUGUAUUCCUGUUAUGAUUCUGUAUUCAGUGUUUCGUGUUCCGUGUUCCAUGUUUAUUACGAAUCUGUGUGCUUUCCUCUGCUUUAUAUUCCUGCAUUCCUGCUUUACUCUUUUUUAUAUUCCCUAUGGGUGCCGUAUCUAUGUUAUGUCAUCUGCUGCUAUGCUGUACUAUGUGUUUGUGUGAUAUCUCGUGACUUGAGCCGGGGGUCUUUCGGAAACAGCCUUUCUACUUCAUCAGAGGUAGAGGUAUGGACUGCGUACAUCUUACCCCCCCAGACCCCACUAAGUGGGAAUACACUGGGUUUGUUGUUGUUGUCACUGCUACGUACUAUAAAUUACAAAUUUUUGCAUUUAAUUUCGUUAGUAGUAGUAAAGUAGGAUCUUAUUCUUCAAUUUCACGGCUACGUACUAUAAAUUGCAAACUUUUGCAUUUGAUUUAGUUCGUAAUCACUUAAGUGUCUUAAUCUUCAAUUUCAUUGCUAUGCUACCUGCUACUUUAUUUUCUCUGUGUAUCUUGCUAUUUUGUUAUCGUUUUUUUCCUUUCAAUCUUGCUUUGAUAACACUUCUUUUGAGCUGGGGGCCGUGUAAGAAGCAGCUUAUCUACCCUACCAAGGUAGGGUAUGUCCAUACGUCAUACCCUAUACGAACUCGACUUCUGGGAUCACAUUGGUGCUUUGCAAACAAAAGCAGAUUACCCUGGCCUAGAAAGUGCUUUGGUUGAUUGUUUAGAAAGGGUUUUCAAAACAAGAUAUGGAGCAUCACUCAUUCCACACUACAUGGCAUUUGUUACUGUCGGUUUGGGUGCAGAGUCUCAGAAAGUCAGACGUUUAGCAUGCCAAACAGUAUCUUGCCUGUUGGACAAUGUUGAUGAAGCCGUUGUCAUACAGCUAAUUCAUGAGUAUGGAGUUUAUCAACUUUUGCUUAAUUGCCUCAUUAGUGGGGAUGAGGAAGUUGCUGCAGCAUCUACAGAUGCAAUUAGGAAACUGGCGAGCCAUUCAAAAGGCAUUGAUAUCAUAUUUCCUGGAAGUGGCAAUGAAGCGACAAACCUCGUGAACUUGGCAACCAACUGUUCACCUCUGGGAAGAGUUAGAGUUUUAGCCUUGAUAGUGAAGUUAUUCUCCAUUUCCAAUUCUGUGGCGUCAAGAGUCUACAAUUCAAAUCUUCUUAGCCUGCUGGAGGCAGAAAUUAGCAAUUCAAGUGAUACAUUAGUCACUCUGAGCAGCUUGGAACUCCUAUAUGAGUUGGCUGAUGUUCAGCACAGCACUGAGUUCUUGUCAAGGACUAAGCUUCUCCAAAUUCUUACUUCUAUUAUUAGUGAUGUUUCUGCUGAAUCGAUUUUGCGAUCAAGAGCAAUGAUGAUAACUGGAAGGCUGAUGGCUAGGGAGAAUGCCUUUGUGUUCAUAGAUGAAUCUGGUUGUAGAAAUCUUGUUUCUGCCAUUGACAGAAGAUUAGAUUUGUCAGAAAGUCAAAAUGCAGAUGAAUGUGAAUGUGCUCUCGAAGCAUUGGGACAAAUUGGAUUGUCCAGCAAAGGUGCAGCAUUUAUUCUCUCAGGUGCACAACCUGCAGGAAGACAUGUGAUUUAUGCAGCUUUUGAUCGGCAACAGCAUGGUAAACAGCUGGCGUCAUUGCAUGCUUUGGCAAACAUUGUAGGAGAAACUCGCGCAGAAAAUGAUGUAUUGCUGGAUGGUGAUGCAGAGCAGAAUCUUCGGCGCCUGAUCUAUGAAACAGCUUCCAAGACUUCAAAGCUGACUCCUUCAGGUCUCCUCUUAUCAGUACUUCAACAGGAUUCAGAAAUUCGUAAGGCGGGCUAUAGAGUGAUAACUGGAUUAGUGAUGCGACCUUGGUACCUGAUGGAGGUUAUCUCCCGACGAGAAAUAGUAGAUAUAGUAACGGAUGCAUUUACAGAGACAGAAAAGAUAGGUAUGGAAGCUAGACACAAAUGUUGCCAGUCAAUCUACAAAGGUUUCACUUCAGCUAGUAAAGUGGCCACUGAUGAUGCGCUUUCGGGUAUAGCUACUAAGCUGGAAGAAGCUAUCAGAAGAGGCCCUUAUCUAGGAAGAAAGCUUUCUGAAGCACAACCUGCAGUGAUGACUGAACAGAGAUUUUAGUCUUCUCAACAAUCAUAGUUGCUAUCUACGAAGUGCUAUUUCCAGCCUUGCUUGCUUCACUAAGAUGUUAACCCCCGGUUCUAUGUAGUGGAUAACUUGCUUGCUCACUUGUAAAAUGAGCCCCUUACUAUAGGCAAUCAGCAACGAUGAUAUUUGGUGCUAACUGCUAAAGUUGGGUUUAGCUAUUCGAGUUAAGAAGAUCUCAUUGACGAGACUGCGCUACUUUAAUGUCUCAUGCUGAAUUGAUAAAUGCUUGAACUCAAGCUUGUUUAUUUGAGCCAACGUUGAGCGAAAAAAUAUCAGUUGAAUCUUGGUUUGCUUCACUAUGUAUUUUCUUUUUGGUAGGACUUUAUAUGCAAACUUGUAAAUAUUGAAGCGUGUGUGUGUAAAUAAUAAGGCUGCGUAGAAACAA
Molecule: messenger RNA, 3058 nt
Organism: Capsicum annuum
Lineage: Eukaryota; Viridiplantae; Streptophyta; Magnoliopsida; Solanales; Solanaceae
Exons: 16
Coding region: 1159-2646 (495 amino acids)
Biological process (GO): proteasome assembly
Cellular component (GO): cytosol
Source: RefSeq, a predicted model, not a curated record